AUGGGGAUAAAGAAAACAAGUAAGGCGCAGACAGAAAGAGUAGCAUCACCAUUGAAACAGAUGCUGAAGAGAUGCUCAAGCUUACUGAAGAAGGGCAAAGAAGACGUGCCCAUGAAGGGGCAUUUCGCUGUUUACGUGGGGAAAUCCAGAGCCCGUCACGUCAUCCCCAUCACAUUUCUCAACCAUCCAAUCUUUCAGAAGAUGCUGCAAGAAGCAGAGGAAGAGUUUGGGUUUAGGCAAGAGAGAGGCAUCACCAUUCCUUGCGACCAAAAUAUAUUUCUCUUUCUCUUGGACACCAUAUCAUAUCACAGUAGCUAG
This is a messenger RNA of Eruca vesicaria subsp. sativa (arugula), 318 nucleotides long. Lineage: Eukaryota; Viridiplantae; Streptophyta; Magnoliopsida; Brassicales; Brassicaceae. The record is from the annotation of a GenBank genome assembly.